Cyprinodon variegatus (sheepshead minnow) is the source of this 2166-nucleotide messenger RNA. RefSeq names its product Kruppel-like factor 4 (gut) (gene klf4). The record is from RefSeq and is a predicted model, not a curated record. The coding region runs from base 279 to 1607 and encodes 442 amino acids. Gene Ontology annotation, biological process: regulation of transcription by RNA polymerase II. Gene Ontology annotation, molecular function: DNA-binding transcription factor activity, RNA polymerase II-specific; RNA polymerase II cis-regulatory region sequence-specific DNA binding. Lineage: Eukaryota; Metazoa; Chordata; Actinopteri; Cyprinodontiformes; Cyprinodontidae. The transcript is spliced from 5 exons.
CUGCCGCCGGUCCCUGCACGGCAACAGGCGGGAGGGAUUUCCCUGCUCGUCGCCUCUCUGUCUUCCCCAUUCAAAACAGCCUCCAAUCAGUCACAACUAGCAACUUUUUUUUUUUUUCUCCUCUUAUUUCCACAGGCGCGCCCAUCUAUCAGCAGUCUGCUCCGAAGCCAAAGUGCGGCGCAGAAACUUUAAAGCAUCUCUAACAGGAGGAUUUUAUUUGAUUUUGAUCAGAGUGCAGUGAAAGGAAGAAUUAGGACUACGCACACAGAUUCCAACUGAUGAGGCAGCCUCCAAAUGACGUCGAGAUGGCUUGUGGCACGCUUCUCCCAUCUAUUUCCACGUUUGCCAGCGGUCCAACUGACAAGAGCAGAUCUAUAGGAGGUGCCUAUUUGAAAUGGAAGGAGGAGUUGUCCCAUCUUAAGAGAUCCGGUGUGCCAGAGAGAACCAGCUGCUGCGACCCAGACCACCCUACUGCCACCAGCAUUGCAAGCACCAGCAUGUCCAAGAAGGAUACCGAGCCCGAUCUUGACUUGGACUAUGAUUUUAUUCUAUCCAACUCCAUCCUGCAGCAGCAGCAGCAACAACAACAACAACAGCAGGAGGAGGCCAUGGGAUGCAGCUCUGCUCAGGCCAUGUCUUCUUCUCCAGGUUCCUUUACCUCGUCUUACCAGCUACCCUCACCUCAAGACAGCAGCGAGCUGCUCUACACCAUCCCAGACAUUAACGAUGUUUCACCCUCAGGAGGUUUCGUGGCAGAACUCAUGAGGCCCGAUUUGGACCCAGCAUACCUCCACCUAUCUAGCCUUCAUGGCAAGUUUGUCGUCAAGACAACAAUGGACAUGGGAGAGUACAGCCAAAGCAUGAACAUUGGCAAGGCGUGCGUGGUUACAGCGGCGGAGUCCGCUCCGACGCGGGUCUCACCGUCCUUCGUGUGCAGCCGGAUAAAGCAGGAGAACCCCAGUAACUGCACCAUCUCACAGCCCAUGGACCUACAUCUGGCAGGGGUGAACUCUCAUGGUCGUGCCAGUCAGCAACAGCGUCCCAGCAACUUGGAUCUUCAUGGGUUUCCAGGCAAUGGGAGGCCAGUGACGGGCACUAGGUUAUCGUCAUCCUCUUCCCUUUCUCCAGACAACCCUCUGAGUCGGGAGCACCAGCUGGGACACCCUCUCUCUCAGAUCCCUCUACCUCCACAGGGGUACCACCAUGGUACCUCUCAGGGCUUCUCUUCCUACCCUCAGGGGUCCUCCAUGCAGUACCAAGAGGGCCUAAUCAUCUCCAGCGGGGAGUGUUUGCCUGAGGAGCCAAAGCCCAAACGAGGUCGGCGCUCCUGGCCGAGAAAAAGGGUGGCGACUCACACGUGCGACUACGUCGGCUGUGGGAAAACGUACACAAAGAGCUCCCACCUGAAAGCACACCACCGCACACACACAGGGGAGAAGCCAUACCACUGCGACUGGGAGGGCUGCGGGUGGAAGUUUGCACGUUCUGAUGAGCUCACUCGCCACUACCGGAAACACACGGGUCAUCGGCCGUUCCAGUGCCAGAAAUGCGACCGAGCCUUUUCCAGGUCGGACCACCUAGCUCUGCACAUGAAGAGACACUUAUGAGAUGAGGACAAAACGACAAAGGCUGAAGGCUCUCUGAUACACGUUUGAAGAAUCCUGAUCAAACACUUUUUGUUACCAAAACUUGCCUUUAAGCUGAUGUCGGGCAACAAGACACGCCGUGGUGUUCAUGGCACAAAGAAAAAACAUUACUCCUUUAAAAGCGUCUCUCAUGUUGUGCAGGUGAUCUGACAAGGCCUCUCAGCCAAGGUUGUAAAACUUUAUUAAGGGACCAAAACUGGAAUUUGUCUUAUUUAACCGACAAAACUUGGUGGACCAGGUGCCAGCGGCUUUUAACUGGAAAAUUCAGGGAAACCAGGAGCAACAGACAAAACAUCUCCAGAGGCCUUCUAGCAGCGAGCAACAUGCCAUUGCAGAAUCUACUCCUAAUACACACUGUUAAAAACAAACUGUAUUAAUAAACACAAAGAUAUUUAUCGUCCCAUUUCACCUGCAAAAGCCAUUUAUUUUCAGGUACAAUUUAAUAUAUACAGAAUGGUGCUGAGUAACACGGAAGGUUUCUUUAAGGAAUAAAAAGGUACCAAAGAUGAUAUAAAGUCAA